GAGGGGGGGCGCUAGUGGCAGCACGCGGUUUGACUUGAUUGCAUCUGAUAUGAUGAUUUGCCUUGCACUAACCCAAUCUACCCACCACCUCCUCCGGCUCCAGGACCUGGAACGAGUGGCGUGUCGGGGCCAUGAGAUCAGAUUGAUAAGAUGCAUUUGGAGGGGGAGGUUACCCUGGCGGGCAUGCCCCCCCCCUCUCGCUAGAAGUUGCCGUUUGAUCACGUCAACCAGCGGUAGUGAGUAGAUGUCCAUUUUUCUCAACUGUAGUCACCGCUGGGACACUUCUUGUCCCGUGGGACGAUAUCUGACAGGAUACACAAAGACGUGACCGUGCCGUCCUUCCAGAUACCCUUCAUCCUCUGGUCGUCUUCUCGAAUUCCCCAGGGACCGCGCAACGAUGACAGGCACUACAGUAUUGACUCUCAUCUCUGCUCUCGCGGGGACCGCGUGUGCCGCCAUAGUCUCGCACGACUUCAAUAUCGGUUGGGUAACGGCAAACCCGGACGGCGCCUUCGACCGCCCGACAAUCGGCAUCAAUGGCCAGUGGCCGAUUCCUCGCAUUGAUGCGAACGUCGGGGACACAAUCCUCAUCAACGUUCAUAAUGGUCUGGGGAACCAGUCGACAUCCCUUCACUUCCACGGCUUGUUCAUGAAUGGCUCAACUCACAUGGACGGGCCGGCCCAAGUCAGCCAGUGCGCCAUCCCGCCGGGCUCGUCAUUCACGUACAACUUCACCAUCAACCAGCCGGGCACGUACUGGUACCACUCCCACACCAAAGGCCAGUAUCCAGACGGUCUCAGGGCGCCUCUCAUCGUCCACGACCCCAACUCCCCGUUCAUUGGCAAAUACGACGAAGAAGUCGUCGUGUCCCUGUCCGACUGGUACCACGACCAGAUGGCCAACCUCAUCCCCGCCUUCAUGAGCAAGGGUAACCCCACCGGCGCCGAGCCCGUUCCGCAGGCCGCCCUCAUGAACGACACGCAGAACCUCACGGUGGCCGUCCAGCCCGGCAAGACUUACCUCUUCCGCUUGGUCAACAUGGCCGCCUUCGCCGGCCAGUACGUCUGGAUCGAGGGUCACAACAUCUCCAUCGUCGAGGUGGAUGGCGUCUACACGGAGCCGGCGGAAGCGAGCAUGAUUUACGUGUCCGCCGCCCAGAGGUAUAGCUUCCUAGUCAAGACCCGGAACAAUACCACGUCCAACUUUGCCAUUGUCGGCAGCAUGGACACCUCCCUCUUCGACACGAUCCCCGCAGGCCUCAACUACAACGUCACGGGCUGGCUCGUCUACGACACCUCGAAGCCCCUCGGCCCGCCAGCGACAGUCGACACCUUCGCCCCCUUCGACGACAUGACCCUAACUCCCCACGACAGGCAGCCUCUCCUUCCAGAGCCCUCGAGGACCGUUGAACUGGACGUCAUCAUGGACAACCUCGGCGAUGGCGCCAACUACGCCUUCUUCAACAACAUCACCUACAAGGCUCCCAAGGUUCCGACCCUCUACACCGCCCUCUCCGCCGGCAGCGCCGCCGCUACGAACCCCGAGGUCUACGGCACUUACACGCACAGCUUCGUCCUCGAGCGCGGCGAUGUCGUCCAGAUCGUCGUUAACAACCUCGACUCGGGCCGCCACCCCUUUCACCUGCACGGCCACGAAUUCCAGGCCUUGUACCGCGCGCCCGAGGAGGGCGGCACCUUCGCCAGCGCCAACGUCACCGAGGCGGACUUCCCCGCCACGCCCAUGCGUCGCGACACGCUUGUCGUGUGGCCUAAUGGGAACAUUGUUCUUCGCUUUCGGGCGAAUAACCCUGGCGUCUGGCUUUUCCACUGCCACAUAGAGUGGCAUGUGACAUCAGGCCUGUUGGCCACCUUCGUCGAGGCGCCCCUGGACCUCCAGAAGACCCUGUCCAUCCCCCAGAACCACCUUGACGUCUGCGCGGCAGCCAACGUCCCGACCGCCGGCAACGCCGCAGGAAACACCAAGGACUUUCUAGACCUGACCGGGCAGAACACGCCCCCCGCUCGGCUUCCCGAUGGCUUCACCGCUCGAGGAAUUGUGGCCCUCGUCUUCAGCUGCAUAACGGGCAUCCUCGGCGUCCUAGUCGUGGGAUGGUACGGCCUGGCCAAGACAGAGGACGGUCCUUCCCGGGCCGGACACGCCGGCCCGGCGUCGGUGGCGCACAUCGGCGACGGCCAGAAGGAAGAAACAGUUAUAGUCGGCGCCGUGUCCGGCGGAGCGGGAGCCGGUCGAACUUGACGGGCGUCGUCUGCCUAACGUUCGAGAAGGUGAAACCGAGGAAGCCACGUGCACCCAAACGUGAUUUAAAACAGUUUGCUUCUGCUCCGGAUGAAAAAACCUGUCGGCUUGGGUUUUCUGAGCCACCAGACGAUGUUUAGCACAGACGCAGGGCGACGCCCCGUCGGACUGCUCAGCAACAUGCUCCCGCUACCCAGCCCGACGUCUUGAAUAGAUAAACCAUCAAU
Colletotrichum navitas is the source of this 2484-nucleotide messenger RNA. Its product is annotated as multicopper oxidase. Gene Ontology annotation, biological process: cellular response to iron ion starvation; reductive iron assimilation. Gene Ontology annotation, cellular component: high-affinity iron permease complex. Lineage: Eukaryota; Fungi; Ascomycota; Sordariomycetes; Glomerellales; Glomerellaceae. The transcript has 5 exons. Gene Ontology annotation, molecular function: ferroxidase activity; copper ion binding. The record is from RefSeq and is a predicted model, not a curated record. The coding region runs from base 398 to 2257 and encodes 619 amino acids.